AUGGUCUCCAUCCGGGCAAAGCCCCGCUUUCGACAAUGCCAACGAAUCGAGCCAGAUUACUGCCCCUGCACAAUCACCCAGUAUGAGUCUGAACGCACUGGUAUGCGAGUGAUCGUGGUCGACCAGGAAGGCCCUAAAUUGCAUGGCUUCUUCGUGCUGGCCACUGAAAUCCACGAUGACUCGGGGGCACCUCAUACGUUGGAGCAUCUGUGCUUCAUGGGCUCCAAGAACUACAAGUACAAGGGCUUCUUGGACAAACUCGCCACGAGAGCGUAUGCGGGUACCAACGCAUGGACAGCGACGGACCACACAGCAUACACUCUAGAAACGGCGGGCUGGGCGGGCUUUGCUCAAAUUCUCCCGGUCUACCUGGAACACGUCAUUCUGCCCACACUGACGGAUGCGGGCUGCACAACCGAGGUUCAUCACAUUGACGGAAGUGGCAACGAUGCUGGAGUGGUGUACUCAGAGAUGCAGGGCGUGCAAAAUAUGGCGUCGGAGUUGAUCGAGCUCCAGUCCAAACGAAUCCUCUAUCCCGAAGGGGUGGGCUAUCGUUACGAGACAGGAGGGAUGCUGGAACAACUUCGCGUCCUUACCGCCGACCGCAUUCGAGAAUUUCACCGGGAAAUGUAUCAGCCCAAGAAUCUCUGUGUGGCGAUCUUUGGUGAGGCAAACCACGACGAGUUACUAGCCAUCCUGGACGAAUUCGAAACGUCAAUCCUACCGGAUAUCCCCAGUCCCGACGCCCCUUUCAAACGGCCGUGGAUCGAAUCCAAACUUGCACCCGCAUUGGAUCAGACGACUUUAUUAAGAGUCGAGUUUCCCGAGGAGGACGAGUCAUUCGGCGAAGUCGACAUUCGCUUUUUGGGUCCCAACUGUGCAGACGCUCUGGAGCUAGGGGCACUAAAUGUUGCCCUCAACUAUCUCGCCGGCUCUUCAGCGGCGGUGCUUGACCACGUCCUCGUGGAAAAGGAGCAGUUGGCCAGCGGUGUCUUCUACCAACUCGAUAGCCGCCCGCGAACGGAGAUUCAGUUUUCCAUGUCCAGUGUCGAAACCAAGCGGCUGGAAGAGGUCGAGAAACGUUUCUUUGAGGUGUUACAAGAGGCCAUGGAACAGCCCCUGAAUAUGGAUUUCAUGAAGGACUGCAUCGACCGUGUAGUAAGAACGACCAAGUACAAUGCCGAAGGCUCCGCCACGGCUUUUGCAGAUUUUAUCAUUUCCGACUACCUGUAUGGAAAGAGAGAUGGGUCGACCUUGGAGGUUGCGAAAUCAUUGAAACAUUAUAUCAAGACGCUUACAAGCUGGACGGAAGACCAGUGGAAAGCCUAUAUCAGAAAGUAUAUUUCGGAUGCCCCUCAUGUGUCGAUCCUGGGUGUUCCCUCGGCGCGAUUGUCGGAGAAGCUGAAGACGGAUGAAGCGAAUCGAAUCGAAGAGCAGAAAGCCAGACUAGGACCCGAGGGGCUGAAGAAAAUGCAGGAAAAACUGGAUGCAGCAAAGGCCGAGAACGACCGCGAGAUCCCGAGGGAGUUGCUGGGAAAAUUCAAAGUGCCCCUGACGGAUUCGAUCCAUUUUGUGACAAUCCCAGGCGCUCGAGCAGGUCGGGCAUUGGAUCUCGGAAAGCGAGACAACAAGUAUCAGAAAAUCAUCGAUGGGGAUGCAAAAGAUGUACCACUCUUUCUUAAUUUCGAACACAUCCCGACAAACUUCACUCGAGUGCACCUGGUCAUCUCGACCGAGACUCUCCCAGACGACCUUCGACCCCUCCUGGCGAUCUAUAUGGAAGCUUUCUUCAGCCUACCGAUCAAGCGAGGUGACGAGACCAUUGACUUCCGGCAGGUAGUUACCGAACUGGAGCGGGAUACCGUCGGCUAUUCUAUCGAUGCAGCGAACAAUCUGGGCAACGUCGAAGGUAUACGGAUAAGUUUCCAGGUGGAGAACGAACGGUACGCUGUGGCCGUCAAGUGGUUGACCGAACUACUCUACAACUCCAUCUUCGAUGUGGAACGGCUCAAGGCUGUCAAUACCCGUCUUCUGGCAGAUGUGCCGGAUGCGAAGCGCAGUGGCGAUGACAUGAUGAUGACGGUUCACUUCAUGACGCACCUGGCACCCAAGUCGAUAACGCGUGCGAGGACUAUAUUGGUCAAGGCGCUUUACCUCAAGCGCAUCAGGCACUUGCUCAAGGUUGAUCCAGAGCGAGUGGUGAGCCAACUGGAACGACUGCGCAAUUUACUGUGUCGUUUCGAGAACUAUCGGAUCUUGGUCAUCACUGACCUCGAGAAGGCUCAGAAGCCUGUGAGCACCUGGAAACCCUUCUUGGAGCGGUUGGAACCAACCGACGAGCUGACCCCUAUUGGCCGCCGAAUCGACCGACUCAGCGAGGCUGGCAAGAACCCGGGAAAACUGGCAUACGUCGUCCCCAUGGCCACGAUCGACUCAUCUUUUGCAUUUGCCGUGGCUCGUGGACCGACUUCGUACGACGACCCGCAACUGCCGGCCAUCAUGGUCGCUUUGGCGUAUAUGAACGCUGUGGAAGGGCCACUUUGGGUCGCUGUACGAGGCACUGGGUUAGCCUAUGGGACCAACAUGGGCUUUGACAUUGAAUCUGGCUUCAUCCACCUUGACGUCUACCGUUCGCCCGAUGCGUACAAGGCAUUCGAAGCGUCCCGGAAGAUCAUCUCGGAUUACAUGACCGGAGCAGUCGACUUCGACCCGCUCAUGCUGGAGGGAGCCAUCAGUUCCAUCGUGGUCAUGUUUGCAAACGAGCAAGCCACGCUGGCAAGCGCUGCAGCGAUGAGUUUUAUCCGAAGCGUGAUGCAGCGUUUGCCGGAUGAUCACAUGCAAAGAAUGUUGAAACGCGUGAGAGAAGUCAGCGUGUCAGAUAUCAAGGACGCGCUACAGCGAGUGGUGUUUAAUGUCUUUGUGCCUGAGAAGGCGGAUAUCAUCGUGACUUGUGCACCCGGGCUGAAGGAGGGGAUCGAGAGCGGCUUGAAAGACGCGGGCUUUUCACCUGAAAUCCGCGACCUGAAUUACUUCCAGGACGAUUACGGGUUGAAAGCCGUCGAUGGCGAGGAUGACGAUGACGAUGACGAUGACGAAGAUAAUGAUGAGGACGAGGAUGACGACUCUGACGACAUUGGUGGCAGCGAGGGCUACGAGAUCAUAGAAGGCAACGAGGAAGACUGA
Molecule: messenger RNA, 3183 nt
Organism: Fonsecaea monophora
Lineage: Eukaryota; Fungi; Ascomycota; Eurotiomycetes; Chaetothyriales; Herpotrichiellaceae
Exons: 2
Coding region: 1-3183 (1060 amino acids)
Molecular function (GO): metal ion binding
Source: RefSeq, a predicted model, not a curated record